AUGAUUUUUAAAGCUGUGCAUUCAUUUAUUGUUUUUGACUUUUGCCAUUAUAUCUCUGAUCAUUAUCAAUAUAAAGAAGAUAAAGUACUUUUUUCAAUUAUUGCAGAUUACAGCGCUGCUACCCUUGAGCUGGCAAGAGAGUUAUUAGAGCUGAUUUCUGAAGCUCUUGGACUGGAGUCUAAAGCCAUAGAGAAUGCGUGUGGAGAUGCAGAACAGAAGCUUCUGUUGAAUUAUUACCCAAAAUACCCUCGACCUGAUUUGACACUAGGAUUGAAGAGACACACAGAUCCGGGGACCAUAACUUUGUUGCUGCAAGACAAAGUGGGCGGACUACAAGACACCAAAGAUGAUGGCAGAACUUGGGUUACUGUGGAACCAAUCGAUGGGGCAUUUGUAGUGAAUUUGGGAGAUCAGAUGCAUGUUGUUAGGCAAUGGCAUGUUUAAGAGCACGGAUCGUGAGGCUUUGUUGAAUUCGAGCACAAGAAGAUUGUCCAUAGCAGCUUUCUACAAUCCCAAUCCAAAUUCGAUAGUUUAUCCACUGGAGGGAUUGGUGACGAUAAGCAUCCCAUCAAAUUUGAACGAUACAUCUACAAAGAGUUUUAUGACACAAAGAUGACCCAGCACAUCGUAGAGAGAGUAAAAAAGCUAGAAUUGAUGGAAGGGAAGAAGAUAAAUAGUACAGUUUAGAUACAUUGAAGUCUGGAAAGCAUUAAGAUUUAUACAUUAAUUUGCUGGUGGUCUGUCUGGUUUCUAGACAUUCAAAGAUAAAGCACAAAUUCAUAAGAGAUAAUUGAGAGACCCUUGAUAUCUAUGGAAAAUCCAUUGAGGAUAUGAAAAUGUCCAAAUGGGAUCACUUAAAGUACUAGAGAUGCUUGGAAUUGCCAGUUUGGCUACACUCUCAAAUUU
Cryptomeria japonica (Japanese cedar) is the source of this 906-nucleotide messenger RNA. RefSeq names its product naringenin,2-oxoglutarate 3-dioxygenase-like. The coding region runs from base 1 to 444 and encodes 147 amino acids. The record is from RefSeq and is a predicted model, not a curated record. The transcript is spliced from 3 exons. NCBI's taxonomy places the organism in Eukaryota, Viridiplantae, Streptophyta, Pinopsida, Cupressales, Cupressaceae.